Molecule: messenger RNA, 1921 nt
Organism: Orussus abietinus
Lineage: Eukaryota; Metazoa; Arthropoda; Insecta; Hymenoptera; Orussidae
Product: annexin B9
Exons: 7
Coding region: 285-1259 (324 amino acids)
Cellular component (GO): cytoplasm
Molecular function (GO): calcium-dependent phospholipid binding; calcium ion binding
Source: RefSeq, a predicted model, not a curated record
GAGAAACAAUGCGUCAUCGCGAAAGCAUGGCGAAAGCUCGAGAUGUUAAAAAUGACGUAAGCGAAUUUCGGAGUCGGUCGGAAACAAGUUUCAACCCGUGCACUCGCCGGUCCGAGAAGCAGCAGCGAAUCAUCGACCAGCGGCGUUCGGGAAAGUAGGUGUGUCCCGUCAUUGAGCGACUGGCUGUUGGAGAGUUCGGACUUACAUUGUUUGCGCUACGCCCAGUCUAUAGUUUGUUGUACCUAAAGUACUUUUAAUAGAGUGGCACCAAUCCUACCGGCAACAUGUCGCAACACCAGUACUAUCCUUUCAAGUGCACCCCAACCGUUUAUCCAGCCGAACCUUUUGAUGUCAAUACGGAUGCGGCGAUCCUUCGUAAGGCAAUGAAAGGAUUUGGAACGGAUGAGAAAGCAAUAAUUGACGUUCUUACCAAACGUGGAAUUGUUCAACGGCUUGAAAUUGCUGAAGCUUACAAAACUUUAUAUGGGAAAGAUCUGAUCAAUGAUCUUAAAAGUGAGCUUACUGGGAAGCUUGAAGAUGUUAUAAUUGCCCUUAUGACUCCUCUACCGCACUAUUAUGCCAAAGAGCUACAUGACGCUAUGUCUGGUUUGGGAACUGAUGAAGAGGCAAUCGUAGAAAUAUUGUGCACCCUCAGUAAUUAUGGAAUAAGAACCAUUGCUGCUUUCUACGAAAACUUGUACGGAAAAACUCUUGAAAACGAUCUGAAAGGAGACACAUCGGGGCACUUUAAAAGAUUAUUAGUUUCUCUUUGCCAAGCUAAUCGAGAUGAAAAUCAAGGCAUUGAUCAUGCACAAGCUGUCACCGAUGCGCAAGCCUUAUAUGAAGCUGGUGAGAAACAAUGGGGAACUGACGAAUCGCAAUUUAAUGCCAUCCUGGUCAGUCGCAGUUAUCAACAGUUACGCCAAACGUUUAUUGAAUAUGAGAAAAUCUCAGGCCAUGAUAUCGAAGUGGCGAUUAAAAAGGAAUUCUCUGGGAGCGUUGAAAAGGGCCUCCUUGGAAUUGUGAAAUGUGUGAAGUCAAAAGUUGGCUUCUUUGCUGAGCGUCUACAUGCUAGUAUGCAUGGCAUUGGAACUAAAGAUCGCACCCUUAUCCGGAUUAUUGUAUCGCGAAGUGAAAUUGAUCUCGGGGACAUUAAAAAGGCAUUUGAGGAGCGUUAUGGGAAGUCACUAGAGAGCUGGAUCGCUAGUGAUACGUCUGGAGAUUACAAAAAAGCAUUGCUUUCCCUGGUUUCGACUUAAACUAUGUACAUGAGUCAGUAAGCAUGCAUAGUGCUUACUACUUAAGUUUUAUUGAUAAUCCAUGUUAAGUAAGCCUACCAGUCGCCUUCAAUGGAUUUGCCUUAAUUGUAGAAUAGAAAAACAAUGUCGAUCAAAGUCAGUGUUACUGCCUGCCAUUGGACGUACUUUAUUGUUGAAAACAAAAAAUUGAUUUCAGUGUAAUUGGAGAAACAUAUAAGGUUAAAAUAUUACUUUAGUUUUAAGUAAUAGUCGUGCUCCUAAUUGUUGCAAAAGCAACGUUUUAGUUGACGGUGCCUGUUUUAAUGUAAUUGGAAGCAGACAUUUCUACAUAAUAUACAGGAAUACAGGUGUUAUUGCGUUAAGGAAAAUCGCUCCUUGCACUAUAAAAGAUACUGCUUUUACAUAGAACCUUUAUUUUUAUUUUAUACAACAAGAUACAAAGACUUUAGCAUAAAGAUGGCUCUACUUGUUAUAUUUUUACAUCUAUAUACUGCAAUCUAUUUUUACACAAGUUUGCUACGAAGAAAUAUUGCAUAUAUUUUCUACAUUACAGAGAUGUCUAUUUAUUAUUGUAACAUUUUGUUAUAAAAUUAUAUUAUAAAAGCAAUAUUCAUAUUGAUGUUUCACGAUAUUACAACCAAUAAAAACAAAACGUGAAUGAA